GGGGUUCCAUUCAUUUUGGGCCAAAAGGGAAUUUCCGCCCCAGCCCCCAAACUGUUGUAGUUCUGCGGACGCAGGGCGCGGGGAAGGCCGUGAGGAGUGAAGAGACCACCUGACUGAAGGCGGGCCUGGGGUGGAGGGCAGAUGAAGACAUGGACAGUUUUGCGCCUGGGAGCGUCUCAUGCCUGGAUGAAGUUUUGGGACUGCUUAGUGUGAUGGUCUGAGGGCACAAAAUAAAAUUCUGGAGCGAGUUAGAGUGAGGAUGUGGCAGACCAGUAUCAAGUGGGGGUCUAGGUGCCCAGUUACCCUGGGAGGCACAGAAUCAGCCUGCGUGCUUCGCGGGACUAAGGAGUGGGUGCAUAGGAUGGGAUUCUGGAGGCACAGACUGGGUAGAGUCUAGCCCCAGGAUGCUCCCCUUCGCCUCCUGCCUCCCCGGUUCACUACUGCUCUGGGCGCUGCUGCUGUUGCUCUUGGGGGCAGCGUCUCCCCAGGAUUCCGAGGAGCCGGACAGCUACACGGAAUGCACAGAUGGCUAUGAGUGGGACCCAGACAGUCAGCACUGCCGGGAUGUUAAUGAGUGCCUUACCAUCCCUGAGGCCUGCAAGGGAGAAAUGAAAUGCAUCAAUCACUACGGGGGCUACUUGUGCCUGCCCCGCUCAGCUGCUGUUAUUAAUGACCUACAUGGCGAGGGACCCCCUCCACCAGUGCCCCCUGCUCAACACCCCAACUCCUGCCCACCAGGCUAUGAGCCCGACGAACAGGAGAGCUGUGUGGAUGUGGAUGAGUGUGCCCAAGCUUUGCAUGACUGUCGGCCCAGCCAGGAUUGCCAUAACCUUCCUGGCUCCUACCAGUGUACCUGCCCUGAUGGCUACCGCAAGAUCGGGCCUGAGUGCGUGGACAUAGACGAGUGCCGCUACCGCUACUGUCAGCACCGCUGCGUGAACCUACCUGGCUCCUUUCGCUGCCAGUGCGAGCCGGGCUUCCAGCUGGGGCCCAACAACCGCUCCUGUGUGGAUGUGAACGAGUGUGACAUGGGGGCCCCGUGUGAGCAGCGCUGCUUCAAUUCCUAUGGGACUUUCCUGUGUCGCUGCCACCAGGGCUAUGAGCUGCACCGAGAUGGCUUCUCUUGCAGUGAUAUUGAUGAGUGCAGCUACUCCAGUUACCUGUGCCAGUACCGCUGUGUCAAUGAGCCAGGCCGCUUCUCGUGCCACUGCCCACAGGGCUACCAGCUGCUGGCCACACGCCUCUGCCAAGACAUUGAUGAGUGUGAGUCUGGAGCACAUCAGUGCUCUGAGGCCCAAACCUGUGUCAACUUCCAUGGGGGCUACCGUUGUGUGGACACCAACCGCUGUUUGGAGCCCUAUGUCCAGGUGUCAGACAACCGCUGCCUCUGUCCUGCCUCCAACCCCCUGUGUCGGGAGCAGCCUUCAUCCAUCGUGCACCGCUACAUGAGCAUCACCUCAGAGCGGAGCGUGCCGGCAGAUGUGUUCCAGAUUCAGGCGACCUCUGUCUACCCUGGCGCCUACAAUGCCUUUCAGAUUCGUGCUGGAAACUCACAGGGGGACUUCUACAUUAGGCAAAUCAACAACGUCAGCGCCAUGCUGGUCCUCGCCCGGCCAGUGACGGGCCCCCGGGAGUACGUGCUGGACCUGGAGAUGGUCACCAUGAACUCCCUCAUGAGCUACCGGGCCAGCUCUGUACUGAGACUCACCAUCUUCGUGGGGGCCUACACCUUCUGAGGGGAGGGACCUGCAGCGAGGGAGAAGGAGGAGCUACCCUCCCUGCAGCUCCCUGUAGCCAAGGAGCUUGGGACUCAGGAAUGACUGUUCUGCUAAAAGGGAGAUAUUGUGAAGGGCAGAAAGAGAAAGGCAAUAAAGGGAGAAAGAAGGAGUCCUGGUGGCUGAGGUGGUGGGUAACCUCAGCCUGGAGGAGGGGCUGGGCUUAUGGGAGGCAGGCCAAGCCUACCUAAAGGGGGAUGGGGGCUCUGUGUUCAGGCUGAGGGGCUCCACUGAUGGGAGCUGGGAACUCUGUCACAGGCUUCAGUCACCCUGAGGGAGGAGAAGGUAAUAAGGCAUGCAGAUCCUGGGCCCCAGCUGAGUUUUAGAUCUGGCUGAGAAACCCUGGUCCAGACAGUAACAGAAUGCCCAGGGUUCCAGUCCUAGCUGUGCCUCAAAUUAGGUAUGGAACAAGUCCUAGGUAGCUUCCUGGGCAUGUUUUCUAAUCUAUAAAAUUAGGCAACCA
Molecule: messenger RNA, 2238 nt
Organism: Marmota monax (woodchuck)
Lineage: Eukaryota; Metazoa; Chordata; Mammalia; Rodentia; Sciuridae
Gene: Efemp2
Product: EGF containing fibulin extracellular matrix protein 2
Exons: 11
Coding region: 405-1736 (443 amino acids)
Molecular function (GO): calcium ion binding
Source: RefSeq, a predicted model, not a curated record